Messenger RNA from Plodia interpunctella (Indianmeal moth), 4346 nucleotides. RefSeq names its product sudestada1 (gene sud1). The record is from RefSeq and is a predicted model, not a curated record. The coding region runs from base 140 to 1981 and encodes 613 amino acids. The transcript is spliced from 10 exons. NCBI's taxonomy places the organism in Eukaryota, Metazoa, Arthropoda, Insecta, Lepidoptera, Pyralidae. Gene Ontology annotation, molecular function: L-ascorbic acid binding; peptidyl-proline dioxygenase activity; iron ion binding. Gene Ontology annotation, cellular component: cytoplasm. Gene Ontology annotation, biological process: regulation of translational termination; peptidyl-proline hydroxylation.
UACGGAGCUGCUAUGCUAUCCGCGCUAUGGCAAAUGGCAAUAUUGAAUUUUUGAACGUCAACAAAUUUUGAGGUUAGGCGUCGCAUCAUUUUAGUUUACUUUAGUUAUUUUACGUAUUAUGUAGAGUUUUAGUGUUAAAAUGAGUUCUCCGAGUCGUGAUAACGAAGAGCCGUCUUCCACAAGUGCUGUGGCGGAAGCUGACACCGGUGGCGUCACCGUUGACAAAAGUGCAUUAGAGAAGCCUCGGCCGCCCGCCAAGCGGCGCCUCUCCAACACUGUCAUCGAGAUUUCAGACACCGACAGCGAUGAUUCGGACGUCUGUGCCGUUAAUUCCUACCAGGCUUCAGCUGAUGAGGUCAAGAGGAUCCGUGGCGAUGAGUACUCAUCAUCGUCGUCGUCGUCGGACUAUAGUUCUGACUCGGAGUCCCCGUGGGAGGACGACUCUGUGCUGCUGGAGGAGGAGAAGCUGGAGGGCAAGCUGGUGCGGGCGCACCUGAACCCUAGAGCUAACAGAAUGGAUGAUCCAAAGCUUAACCCUAAUUUUAAGGCUGAAGAAUUCUUAGAAAGACUAUCAUUAAACUGGAAAGACUGCAAAGACCACAAGAGUGAAGAUGUGACAUUAACAGCGGAGCCGUUUCGCUUGUGUCGUCUCCACAACCUGCUGGCCAACCCGGAGAUCAUCAACAAUAUAGUAGACGACAUGAACACACUGGACUGGUCCAGAAAGAAGAUGGACCUGUAUGAGUUCCACCAGACGGCUGAUCUCGCGAGUCUCACGUGGCAGCGCAGCAUCCGAGGCAUCUAUGAACUCUUGAAGACUGAAGUUAUGAGCUUAGUGUCGAAGGUGACGGGCCUGGAGCUGCGGUCGGUGUCGGCGUCGUGUUCGCUGUACGGGCCCGGCGACCACCUGCUGGUGCACGACGACCUGCUGGCCGACCGCCGCGUCGCCUUCAUCCUGUACCUGGCGCCCUGGAGACGCGUGCUCCGCGCCGUGGAGAACGGCGGCGGCGCCAACCAUGCCGAUAACGAGGAGUGCGACGAGACCUGGCGGCCGGAGAUGGGCGGCGCGCUGGAGCUGCUGGCGUGCGACGAGGACGGGCGGCCGCGCGCUGUGCAGCGCAGGGUCUAUCCCAGCAACAACACGCUCGCUUUCUUCAAAGUCGGCACCGACUCCUUCCAUCAGGUGGGCGAAGUCCUUUCGAUGGAGCUGCCCCGGCUGUCCAUCAACGGCUGGUUCCACGGCCCCGCGGCCGCCGCCCCCGCGCCUCCGCCCGCCUCGCCCAUCCUUGACCCGCCCUCCAAGCCCCACAACGAAGUGGUGCUGCUGAACGAGUGGGUGGAGCCGACGUACAUGUCCCCGCGCAACCGAGCGCAGAUCCAGGCGCAGAUGGAGCGCGACAGUGAGGCCAGCCUGCGCGACUUCCUGCAGCCGGCCAAGUACCAGGAGCUGUGUGCCGCGCUCAAGGACGAAGAGGUGGAAUGGGAGCUGGCGGGCCCCGCGCACCAGCGCCGGCACCACCGCGUCCGGGCGUCGUGGCUGGCGGCCGCCGGCGCGCGGCAGCACGCGGUGGUGCCGGCGCUGGAGCGUCUGCUGCGCUCCGCCGCCUUCGUGCGGCUGCUGGCCGACUGCACCGACCUCGCUCUGCACACGGUCGACGCCACAUCCAUACAGCGGUGGCAGCCGGGGGAUUUCACUCUGGUGCCGCCGCGCGCGCACUACCAGCGCGCGCGGCUGGAGCUGCUGCUGUACCUGGCCGCGCCCGCGCGCGCGCUCAGCGGCGGCUGCACCACAUAUCUGGCGCCCGAGGACGACGCCGGGGCGCCGUCGGACGGGGCGCUGGUGACGGUGCCGCCGGUGAGCAACGCGCUCAGCCUCGUGUACUGCGACAAGGGCGCCGCCUCCUUCACCAAGUACCUCGCCCGCCUCGCCGCCCCCCCUCACACCACCUUCUACAUCGUCAGCGCCGUGUACAGCGAAUGAUGGCGACUAGUGCACGAUUGACACGGCUAUCGCUGUGGCUACUGGUCUAAAUAUAAUUUGUCUGCUGUAUCGACUCGAUUCUACGUAAUCGACAAAGUCCAGAGCGAAUGAUGCUGUCGAGUGGACAAUCUCAUCGAUCGUGUUUUUGCUGGUGUUAGAUUUUAUUCUCUGAUUUGAGUGUUCUCCCGGUUACUGCUGGUGUCAAGCGUCAGAGCUCGUACAUCCUGUAGAUUUCCACAUCAUGUUUUACUUCAUCGUUAGCAAAUAGUCUAUGAUAACUUUACACGGGUCACUAUUACACUAACACACUCGGCUUUGCUGGCUCGUCAUCUUGAUGAAGCGUGACUUCAAAACAUGUGAAAAUAAUGGUCAGUGAUCUUUGACAUCUUCACGAUAAAUCUUAUGCUAUGUCGGUGGGAUCAGCACGAGUUAUUGCGGGAAACGAAUCAUAAACGUAUCACAAAAGUCAAAAUUUACAUAUAUAAAUUUAACUCCUUUUAAGCGCGAUAGAGACGCUGUUCAUUUUCUAUAUAAAUUUUGUCGAUUGCCUUCAAAAAUUCAUGUUAAUCUCACAGUGCAUCUCUAUAUAUACAUAAUUUUACUUACUAUUAUGUAUAGGUAUUUUUUCAAAAUGCAGAUAAAUUUAUUUGGUGCAAGCGGAGUGUCAAAGAUCACAGAUUUUUAUAGUUUCACUGGACAUAGAAUUAAGACUGCGGUGUUGCACCACAAACUGUGUAAAUAAUAAUAUUUACAGUAUUUUUGCAUCACAACUGUUUGUCUCCGAGAAUGGUUUGAAUUUAAGAAUAUACUUUAUGUAUUAUAUUGUAUUGAAUCCUGGUGGACGGAUAGUGUAGUAGUCGAGUCACGCAGUUUAGAAUGCUAGCAGAUAUAUUAAUAGCUUCGAUAAAGCAUCACUUUGUGAGUAUCAUCAAUAUUAAUUUUACACCGUUAGAAAACGAAGCAACAAAAAUAAUGCUUCAUUUGAAUGAAUUAUGAUAUUAUUUUCCAUGCAAGCGAAUGGAGAAUAUUUUUAAUGAGUAUCACCCGAAUUAGGGUGGUAUAGGCGAGAAAUUUGUUAAAAGUAUUUAGUCAAGUAAAUAAUUCUAUAUUUUUGGCACCACUCAGAGCAAAAGUGUCCAAAGAAUUUUUACUUUUUUUUUAUUGUACAGGGUGAAGUUUUAUACAUUGGCAUCCUUUUGUCUACACGUUCCGAUUGUUGCAACCACGACAAAAGAUUAGCUGUUCCAUACAAAAUCAAAUACCUAACUUGAGGAAAAUGUAUGGAACAGCUGAAUUUUUAUUCGCCAUGUCGGGUUAUUCCCAUACGAAAAGUUGUUCAGUAUCACCGACUGAGUGAGAAUGUAGGUACAUAAAAAUGCCAAUGUAUAAAAAAUCUCUUUGUACAUAAUUGACACUUUUCUCAAUCGCGCAAUACGUAUUAAAACAAUAUGAGUGAAAAACAAAUCAUUUCGGUGUUCAUAAAAGUCACUUUCACGGACAUUGGCUGUAACGACAAUGAUAAAAUUUUAUUUAGUUUUUGUCAAGUGUCGAUCUGUUGACUAUCAAACUAGUAUGGACUCUAUCUUGACGUUAAUAGAGCCGAAUUUGCAAUGAAUUUUUGUAGCUUGAUUUGCUGCUGACUGUUCAAUAAUGUAAAUAAGUUAAUUAAGUUAAAGAUAUGAUGCUUGCAACUUCAGUUUCUACUCUGUUAAAUUAUGUUUAAAUAGAUUUCGGAGCUAAAUCAAUGUAUGAGCUAGUGAUAAUCGUGUAUUAUUAAAAAACAGACAUGAGAGAAAAAUCGAUAUUGGAAGUUGUCUAAAAUAACAUUUCACUGUAAAUGACAUGAAACUUUAUUGUACAUUGAUUGUUUUUAUUAAUUAAACUCAUUUGAUGCUUCUUCUUUGGAAUAUAUUUAACUUUUGAAAAAAAAAGUUUAAAAUUUGAUGCUAGAAAUACAUUACCGGCGAACUCGGACGGACUCAGACACGAAUCAACGUACUUUGCGUAGUGUUUGUGAGCUUUUUAUUAAGCAAAGAAAAACCAGCAAUGUACAUUGCCAUGGGCGGUCGCUGUGUAUUUCUAGCAUUAAGCAGUUAAGGUUAGUUGACAAUGGACACAAUACAUGCUGAGCUCAAAAAUAUAUUUUAAAAUAAAAAAAAAAUAAGAACUAAAAUUAAAUUCCGCAUUUGUUCUAAUUUUAUGUAUGACAACGUCAUAAUUGUGUGGCAGUUAGCUCCUAGGUCCGUGUAAACGCGGCAAGCUGAGGCUCAGUCGAGGGCCGACAUAAUUUUAAUGAUAAUUUAUAGACUAAUAUCUAUAUUUUGUACAUAUUGUGAUAGAUUUAUUAAUUAAAUGCUAAGAAAUG